Messenger RNA from Heterotrigona itama, 679 nucleotides. The record is from the annotation of a GenBank genome assembly. Lineage: Eukaryota; Metazoa; Arthropoda; Insecta; Hymenoptera; Apidae.
AUGGGCAACCUAGCAAUUCAGAUUAAUCAUUUCAGUUUAAUAAACGCAUGGACUCUCGAGAAAAAGUUACUAAUAUGGAGAACAGUAGGGCUGGUAAGACCUAAAGUACAAACGUCGCGAGAUGUUUUGAUAGAAAUCAAAUAGAUGUUUGACAGAGAUACGCAAUGACUAAAGCUUUCUGUUUUCAUAGUCUGCUUGCAUAAUAGGCACCGUGGUGUACAUGCGGCCAUUGGAGCCAUACAUAGAGGCUCCGAUCUUCGGAAUUUUGGUACCCACGUUCAUAACAGGUUAUAUGCUGAUACACUCGUCCGACAUUUUGCUUCUAGCGAUGAGGAAAGAUUAUAUGUUCCUCUAUCCCGGAAUUAGUGCUAGCCCUAGCCUUCCUCCUCCAUUUCGUCUGUCUGUGCGCCGUGAUGACUCACCGUAUUCUCGAACUGUACCGAACUCGGAUCGAUCGCGGACAAUUAUAAUUCAAAUGCAUCCUGGCGUGGGCGAAAUCAUUCGAUAUCGAGUAAGUACAAAAGUUUCGCGAAAUAGCGAGCGAAGAUUUACAAAGAGAAACUUGGCUCAUCAAAUUCUCUACGCAGCUGAGGAAGAAUUCGAAAGAAUGGCGAACGGAAUGAGUCAGGGACGAAGAUCCAUCGCUCACACCUAUUUCGUCUAGUCUCGCAUGAACAGA